Vitis riparia (riverbank grape) is the source of this 2017-nucleotide messenger RNA. RefSeq names its product protein DETOXIFICATION 16-like. The transcript has 7 exons. The record is from RefSeq and is a predicted model, not a curated record. Gene Ontology annotation, cellular component: membrane. The coding region runs from base 17 to 1552 and encodes 511 amino acids. Gene Ontology annotation, molecular function: antiporter activity; xenobiotic transmembrane transporter activity. Gene Ontology annotation, biological process: xenobiotic detoxification by transmembrane export across the plasma membrane. Lineage: Eukaryota; Viridiplantae; Streptophyta; Magnoliopsida; Vitales; Vitaceae.
UUGACCAGAUAGAGGAAUGGCUAUGGAAGGUGGAGAAACUACAUGUCUUCAAUCUCCUCUGAUUGGACAUCAAGGGGACAGUCAUGAAUUCGAUGGAGGAACAUCUGGGCAAGGUUGUUGCAGAAGAGAGAUUAUUGAAGAAGCAAAGAAGCAGCUGUGGCUGGCAGGGCCUCUUGUGGCGGUCAGCAUGUUGCAGUACUGUUUACAAGUAAUCUCCAUCAUGUUUGUAGGCCAUCUUGGGGAGUUGCCACUCUCUGGUGCUUCCAUGGCCACUUCAUUUGCUUCAGUCACUGGUUUCAGCUUAUUGUUAGGAAUAGGAAGUGCAUUGGAGACACUUUGUGGGCAAGCCUAUGGAGCCAGAGAGUACCAUAUGGUGGGUGUUCACACACAAAGAGCAAUGCUAACCCUUCUUGUCUUGAGCAUUCCCCUUGCAUUUAUAUGGUUCUUCACGGCCCCUAUUCUCAUAUCUCUGGGCCAAGAUCGCAGCAUAUCUACAGAAGCAGGGAUAUUCAAUAGGUGGAUGAUCCCAAGCCUUUUUGCCUACGGCCUCCUGCAAUGUCUCAACAGAUUUCUGCAGACACAAAACAUUGUUUUCCCUAUAAUGAUAAGCUCAGGGAUCACAGCUGUUUCCCAUAUCCUCGUUUGUUGGCUUCUUGUCUUUAAAUCUGGUCUUGGAAGCAAAGGAGCAGCCUUGGCAAACACCAUCUCGAAUUGGGUUAAUGUAUUUAUGUUGGCAGUUUAUGUGAAGUUUUCCCCUGUUUGCUCAAAAACUUGGACCGGGUUAUCAAAACAAGCACUUCAUGAUAUUCCCAACUUUUUAAAGCUUGCAGUACCUUCUGCUACUAUGAUCUGCUUUGAAUAUUGGACAUUCGAGAUGAUUGUUCUCCUAUCUGGCCUUCUCCCAAAUCCCAAACUUGAGGCAUCUGUGUUAUCGAUAAGCCUUAACACAUGUUGGAUGGUCUACACAAUCUCUGUUGGUCUUGGUGGAGCUAUAAGUGCAAGAGUUUCAAACGAACUAGGUGCCAAGCACCCACAACAUGCACGCUUGGCAGUAUGGGUAGUGAUUAUAAUUUCCAUAUCAGAGGGUGUCGUGGUUGGAACCGCUACUAUUUUGGUACGCCAUGUCUGGGGAAAGCUGUAUAGCAAUGAAGCAGAAGUUAUCAGAUAUGUAGCUAAAAUGAUGCCACUUCUUGCAUUAUCUAACUUCUUGGAUGGAUUCCAAUGUGUGCUUUCAGGGGCUGCUAGAGGAUGUGGAUGGCAAAAUAUUUGCACAAUGAUCAACCUUGGAGCUUAUUACGUCGUGGGAAUUCCUUGUUCUGUGCUAUUUGCUUUUAUCUGCAAUUUUGGAGGCAUGGGGCUAUGGAUGGGAAUCAUAUGUGGCCUUGGCAUACAAGUGACAGCACUUGUUACCAUGAAUUUAUGCACUAAUUGGGAUGAAGGUGUAGGGGCAUCUCUCAGUGCCUGGGUUUUCCAUCCAAGUUUGCAUGAUGAACCAAUGAGAAGAGAUGAAGAAAAUGAAGAAGCAAUUGUCCUAGAUUAUGGGCACCCAUAGCAGGAAGUACAUAAUUACACUUACAAAGCAACAUCAACACCUCAAUAGACCACACUUGCAAAUUGAAAUAUAGACCCAACAGAAUAAUUCCACAAGUAAGGGUGUAUAAGAAUGCAGACAAAAAAAAGGAAAAAGGAAAAAGGAAAAAGAAAAACAAGUGGGGCUUGGACUACUUGUUCGGUUGAUUGGUUGAGCAACCCAACCCAAUAUCAUAAAAUCUUAGUUAAUAAGAUGAUUUUCAUUACCACCAUAUAUACAUUCACAAUGUUUUCAAGCACAUAAACAAUGCUGUUGAAAUGAGUUCUAUUGGCUGCUAGCUAUAAUUCCAUUAGUUUCUAGUAAUAUUUUAUGGUUCUAGUAGCACCUCAAGCAUUCUUUAUGAUUCUAGUAAUGGCUUGAGCAUUUUCUAUGAUUUUACUAGUUGUUGUAGCACCAUGAGAAUUCUAGAUGAUUUUCCUUUGUAUA